UCUUGGUUAGGUGUUCACCCAAUCCUCACACGUACCGUGUGACUUCGCUGUUAUGUGAAGUUCAACAGAAGGAAAAACGUAGGCUCAGAUAGGUGAAGUGAUUUACCCAACGUCGCACAGCCGGCUGGUACUUUGUAUAUGAAUGGCAAAUGUUGUUUCGUUUGCCUUUUGACUUUGCUUACUGUUCUGCCUUCAUAGUUCUCUGCCUUUACCCAAAAACUACAGAAAAUGAACAAAUCCCAGGGAUCAGUUUCAUUCAUGGAUGUGACUGUGGACUUCACCCAGGAGGAAUGGGAGCAACUGGACCCAUCUCAGAGGAUCUUGUACAUGGACGUGAUGCUGGAGAAUUAUAGCAACUUACUAUCAGUGGAGGUGUGGAAGGCUGAUGACCAGAUGGAGAGGGACCACAGAAACCCAGAUGAGCAGGCAAGGCCAUUCAUAAUCUUUAAGAACCAAACCCCCAUUGAAGAAAGAGAUAAUCUGUUUGGAAAAACAUUUAAUCUGAGCACAGACUUUGUUUCUUUAAGACAAGUGCCCUAUAAAUAUGACUUAUGUGAAAAAUCUUUGAAAUAUAAUUCAGACCUACUUAAUAGAAGCUAUAUAAGAAAGAAAGCUGAUGAGUGUAAUGGUUUUGGAAAAGCACUCCUCUAUCUGAAGCAAGAGAAGACCCAUACUGGAGUGGAAUACUCUGAAUAUAAUAAAAAUGGAAAAGCCUUUGGCCAUAAAGAAGCCAUUUUUAAACAUCAGAAAAUUAGAAAUUUGGUGCAACCUUUUAUUUGUAAUUACUGUGACAAGGCUUUCCCCUUUAAGUCACUCCUCAUUAGUCAUAAGAGAAUACAUACUGGAGAAAAACCUUAUGAAUGUAAUGUAUGUAAGAAAACUUUCUCCCAUAAGGCAAACCUCAUUAAACAUCAACGCAUUCAUACAGGGGAGAAACCCUUUGAAUGUCUUGAAUGUGGAAAAGCUUUUACCCACCAGUCAAACCUCAUUGUACACCAGAGAGCACACAUGGAGAAGAAGCCCUAUGAAUGCAGUGAAUGUGGCAAGACAUUUGCCCAGAAGUUUGAACUUACUACACACCAGAGAAUUCAUACAGGAGAACGACCCUAUGAGUGUAAUGAAUGUGCAAAAACCUUCUUCAAGAAAUCAAAUCUCAUUAUACAUCAGAAAAUUCACACGGGGGAGAAACGCUAUGAGUGCAGUGAAUGCGGGAAAUCCUUUAUCCAGAACUCACAACUCAUUAUACAUAUGAGAACUCACACAGGAGAGAAACCCUAUGAAUGUACUGAAUGUGGCAAAACUUUCAGCCAGAGGUCCACUCUUAGAUUACAUUUGCGAAUCCACACGGGAGAGAAACCAUAUGAGUGCCCUGAAUGUGGGAAGGCUUUCAGCAGGAAGUCUCGACUCAGUGUCCAUCAAAGAGUUCAUAUAGGGGAUAGACCCUGAGACUGCAGCCAUUGUACUGUGGAAAACCCUUCCACCAAACCUUUCCAGUGGGGGAGAAACCUCAUGACUGUACUGAAGGAACAUGGGAAUUCAUACUGAGGUACAAUCUAUCAACUCAAAAACGUAUAAAAAGAGAGUCCCCCCAGUAUUAUCCUGAAAGUUAGGUAUGACACCCAGCUAAAUACAUAUCAGGAUAGAUCCAAUUGUAAAUAGACAUACUUAGCUGUGGUACAAUGAGCUUUUUAAAAUCCUGAAUGAAUUAUUCAAGAAUGAAAUUCUACACAGCAGCAUAAAGGAUCUACAGACAGUACCUUAGGACUUUAGUAGUUGUGUAUGAGAUUAUGCCACAAAACACAAAUUGUAUGUUUUAGCUCUGCACAUGUGAAUUGAACACAGUCACUGGAGUUUGAAAUUUUUGUCUUCUGAUAAUUAGGACACAUUAAACAAGAUUUUCCUUACUAAACAUCACAUUGUGUUUUUCAGUACCUUUACAACCCAAGAUGCAUUCCAAGUGAGAUGUGGAACAGAUUUUUUAGUAGCAUGUAGCGUAUGUCUCUUCCUACUGCUUGCUGGCAUAUAUAAGUUGGUAUGACCAUUGUUACUGUGCUGCCUCUUAAUAAACAGAAAACAGUGUUGUUGAAGUUGUAACCCGCUUCUGGGUUUCCUGAAGAUUUUUUAGAAGCAUUAUUUACAUAAAUAUGCAAGUGAGAGAUAACUAAGAGGAGGUUUAGAGAGUGAAAGAGGCAGAUGUGGGUUCUAUUACUCAGUAUGCACCACAGACUAAAAAUGGGCUGUAUAAAGAGAAUAUCCCCAUCCAUCAUGCUCUUGUUAUUUUUCAGUGGGGUAUUUACAUACAAAUGCAUGUCUUUUACCAAAAUAUUGUAUAACCCAGAAACUACUUGUAUUUUGUGUUUCCUCGUUUCUCUUAAUAUUUUAUGAAUUGUCUUGCAAAAAGUAGGAUGUAUAUGUAGUUUACAAAUGUUACAU
Molecule: messenger RNA, 2433 nt
Organism: Diceros bicornis minor
Lineage: Eukaryota; Metazoa; Chordata; Mammalia; Perissodactyla; Rhinocerotidae
Gene: ZFP1
Product: ZFP1 zinc finger protein
Exons: 4
Coding region: 229-1446 (405 amino acids)
Biological process (GO): regulation of transcription by RNA polymerase II
Molecular function (GO): DNA-binding transcription factor activity; RNA polymerase II cis-regulatory region sequence-specific DNA binding
Source: RefSeq, a predicted model, not a curated record